Solanum verrucosum is the source of this 1082-nucleotide messenger RNA. Its product is annotated as stress protein DDR48-like. The record is from RefSeq and is a predicted model, not a curated record. NCBI's taxonomy places the organism in Eukaryota, Viridiplantae, Streptophyta, Magnoliopsida, Solanales, Solanaceae. The transcript has 2 exons. Bases 18 to 866 code for a protein of 282 amino acids.
UAUCACCAAAAAACAUCAUGGCUGAAGAGAAGAAACACCACUUUGGUGGUCUCUUCCACCACCACAAGAACGAGGAGGAAGACACCCCCGUUGAGAAAACUACAUAUGAAGAAACAACCUAUGGAGAGAGUGAAAAAACUAGCACCUAUGGUGAGAAAACUACCACAUUCGGAGAUGACAACAAAUAUGGUGAGAAAACUAGUUAUGGUGAUGAUACAUAUGGUGAAAAACCUACCUCCUACGGAGGAGAUAAUACAUAUGGUGAGAAAACAAGUUAUGGUAAGGGAGAUGACAACAAGUAUGGAGAGAAAACUAGUUAUGGUGAGGGAGAUGACAACAAGUAUGGAGAGAAAACUAGUUAUGGAGAUAGCGGAUACGGAGAGAAACCUAGUUAUGGUGGGGAAGAUGACAACAAAUAUGGAGAGAAAACUAGUUAUGGAGAUAGCGGAUACGGAGAGAAACCUAGUUAUGGUGGGGGAGAUGACAACAAAUAUGGUGAGAAAACAAGUUAUGGUAAUGAGGAAGGUGGCUAUGGUGGAGGAGUUGGUGAGACUACUAAUUUUGAAGAGAAUGAAAGUGAGACCAAAACUUCUGAAGAUUAUAAGGAAGAGAAGAAACACCACAAGCAUCUUGAAGAAAUUGGGGGACUCGGAGCUGUUGCUGCUGGUGCCUUUGCUUUGCAUGAGAAGCACAAGGCAGAGAAAGACCCAGAGAAUGCACACAAGCACAAGAUAGAGGAAGGAAUAGCAGCAGCUGCUGCAAUUGGUGCUGGUGGAUUUGCAUUCCAUGAACAUCAUGAGAAGAAGGAAGCAAAAGAAGAAGAGGAGGAAGCUGAGGGAAAGAAGAAGCAUCAUUUCUUCAAUUAAUUCUCCUAUCAUAAUAUAUUUACCUCUCUUUGUUGUGUGCUGAUCGAUCUAUCCUUUAAUUAAUACUCAGCACCUAAAUAAUUUGUAUGUGUGUUACAGUACUCUUGUGUUUGAUGUAAGCGUUACUUGGUCAAUUUGGCGUUUUAAGUCACCUACAUGUUGUAGUACUUUGCAUGAGUGUGAAUAAUACUAUUACGUAUAUUGUUUUUCUUAAAA